GAAUAGUAACAUCAAAAGAGAGCCUUUUCUUGGCUAUUCUCACACUCUUUGUCUCUUUAUUUUCAUAUUUUCAUGUUCCCAUUUUAUUUGAAAUCUAGCUAUUUACUUCAUUUUAUUUGCUAAAACCUUUCUCUUUCCAUGCCCCAUCUUCCUCACCCCAAAUAAAAUAAACUCCUUUUUUUUCUCUCUCUCUCUAGCUCUCUCAAUAUAAAUGGCUAGCUAGAAUGUUUUUUCUUGGAUUCAUUCACAUACUAGGUUCACUUUCAAGGGAAGAGAAAAACAUGGGAGAAAGAACAAUGGCUACCUCCAUUUUGUCCUUGAUUAAGGUUUUGGUUUGCCUUUCCUUAAUAUCCCAUGUUCUUGGGGAGAAAUCUGAUCAUCUUCGAGAAGCUGUAAGAAAACAACAUGAUCAUCAAAUGAGGAAAAUGCAAGCUUUUAAAGCUUCAUUUGUUCGUCGCGAUUCGGUUUCUUCUCCUAAUUCUGUUUCUCCAUCUCCAACACCAUAUGCAGUAACUGUGACACCAAGUCCAAGAGUAUAUCACGUUACAACAUAUGGUGCAGACCCAACUGGGAAAAUAGAUAGCACACAAGCAAUUCUACAAGCAAUUUCAGAUGCAUUAGAAGGGCCAAGUGAUGGUUUCUUAAUGCAAGGAAUUGCAAAUCUUGGUGGUGCUCAAAUCAAUCUUGAAGGUGGGAAUUACUUGAUCAGCCAACCUUUGCAAUUUUCCGUUGUUGGCCGUGGCAAUCUCAUGAUUCAUGGAGGUACAUUAAAAGCUUCAGAUAAUUUCCCAACAGAUGGAUAUCUUAUCGAUUUAUCGACUGCUUCAGGCAAUGCUCCCGAAUAUUUCUUUGAAUUCAUAACCCUAAGAGACCUAUUGCUGGAUUCUAACUAUAGAGGAGGAGGAAUCCAAGUAAUAAACUCACUAAGAACAAGUAUUGACAAUUGUUACAUUACACAUUUCACAACAAAUGGUAUUCUAGCCAAAGGUGGCCAUGAAACCUAUAUUAGGAAUUCAUUUCUUGGACAACAUAUCACUGCUGGUGGUGAUAAAGGAGAAAGAAAUUUCUCAGGGACCGCGAUAAAUUUAAUGGGAAAUGACAAUUCAGUCACAAAUGUGGUGAUUUUUUCAGCUGGAAUUGGUAUAAUGGUAUCAGGUCAAGCAAAUUUGUUAUCAGGUGUACAUUGUUAUAAUAAGGCAACUGGAUUUGGUGGCACUGGGAUUUACUUAAAAUUACCAGGUUUAACCCAAACAAGGAUAGUGGAUUCCUAUAUGGAUUUUACUGGGAUUGUGGCUGAGGAUCCUGUUCAACUCCAUAUUUCUAAUACCUUUUUUCUUGGAGAUGCUUUUAUUAAAUUGAAGUCUAUAAAUGGUGUUGUGAAUGGAGUUAACAUUGUGGAUAACAUGUUUUCUGGAUCAAAUAAAGGGGUGGAUAUUGUUCAAUUGGAUCAAUCUAAUGGUCCAUUUAAGACAAUUGAUCAAGUUGUGGUGGAUAAAAAUAAUGUUAGAGGGAUGAAUCUUAAGGCUACAAUUGGAAGUGGUGUUGUUCAAGGGAAUGGUACUUCUUGGACUUUGGAUUUUAAUCCAAUUCUUUUAUUUCCUAACCUCAUUAAAAAUGUUCAAUACACAUUUUUCCCUAGUGGAAAUUCUUUUGUUAAUCAUGCUUUGAGAAAUGUAUCAAAUAAUCAGGUUUUGGUUGAAUCGGAUGUGCAAGUUCCAGCAAGUGUUUUCGUGGUGGCUGAUCAAGGGAAGUGAUCAUAUUCAAGAUAACAUGUAUAGGAUCUUCAGGAAUUACCCCUAGUUGAAUCAAGAAAUUAAUAAUCUAGGGAUGUUAUAUUAUUAGUUUGAUCUAAUCAUGGAUCAAAAAGAAGAUUAGAUCUCUUGAUUCAUUCUUUUCAAGAAAUGUUAUGUUUACUUGAAUUU
Messenger RNA from Nicotiana attenuata, 1922 nucleotides. RefSeq names its product polygalacturonase QRT3-like. Gene Ontology annotation, molecular function: polygalacturonase activity. NCBI's taxonomy places the organism in Eukaryota, Viridiplantae, Streptophyta, Magnoliopsida, Solanales, Solanaceae. The transcript has 3 exons. The coding region runs from base 225 to 1754 and encodes 509 amino acids. The record is from RefSeq and is a predicted model, not a curated record.